This is a messenger RNA of Ectocarpus sp. CCAP 1310/34, 660 nucleotides long. The record is from the annotation of a GenBank genome assembly. NCBI's taxonomy places the organism in Eukaryota, Phaeophyceae, Ectocarpales, Ectocarpaceae.
AAAUGCACGGGCGGCCCGUGCAUCUCCAUACUAUCGGCCGUUUGAAACGGACCGACUUUUUUGUCAAAAUUUUCGACAUUUGUCUUUCAACAACUUGGAACCUGUGUGCAGUCUUUUAAACGUGUGACGUGGACUUGUGCAACUUGUGUAAAAAAAAUGACGCCGUCCGUGAGUUGUAGCGCUCACUUCGAGACAACACACACGACACAACACAAACCGCGGAAAACACGACAUCAUGGACACCGACAUGGAUAUCACGACCACCCAGCGUGGCCGGCAGACCAAAACCCCGGGGAAAUUCCAGCAGACGGGCUCUCUCGGUGCCGCCGUAGGCGGUGGAGGCUUGCUCUCCAGCAAGAGAGUGCUGCUGCCUGGCAUCUCGGGGAACACUCAUGUUACCACGGGAGGCGCUGCCGCCACCAACACUCAGAGCGAGGGUGGAGCAGGCCGCCGGCGAGGGGUGGCAACCACUGCUCCUACCCCCCCGGGAAAAGGAAAAAACAAAGCGGCGGACGCGAAGCAACAACUGCAAGCCAUCAUGGCGGACCGCCGUUUUUCGGACGACACAGCAACAGCUACAGCAGACAGCAUCGUCAACGUUGGCAACAGCGACGAUAGCAAUAGCGACAGCGACAGAUGACUCACACACAACCCUAGCUG